AUGGCCGAUUCGGACACGUCCUAUACCAUAGAGGCGGAACAACAGCUGUGGGACGAAAUUGACCAAGUUGUUGCGACACAAUGUCCUGACCACGCCCACGAAACAAUUGACAAUGCGCUCCGAUCAUGGUUGUGCCUCGCUGCCAAGUGCCGUGACGAAUUCUCACAGUCCGAGGAUGAUGUCGCAGGCUGUUCCCAGAAACUCUUGGAGGGCAGCCUCUUCCAUGCGAAUCCUGAAUAUGUUCGCAUGCAAAUCAUUUACAGUCUGCUCGAGGAAGACGAGGCUGGCCCCCUCUACAUCAUUGCGAGCUUCCUGCUGCUGGACGGCCGUGUCGAAGAUACCACAUACCGCCGAAUGAUAGACGAGGGCUGCUUUCACCGUCUGCUCGAGCUGAUCAAUGGGCACGAACAAGACGACCCGAGUCUUCACCGGUUACUUCUCGAGCUUGUGUAUGAGAUGUCGCGUGUCGAAAAGCUCCGCGUCGAGGAUCUUUUGCACGUCGACGACGGCUUUGUCACCUAUCUCUUCCAACUCAUUGAGGGUCUAUCCGACGACGCUCACGACCCCUAUCACUAUCCCAUAAUCCGCGUCCUGCUUGUUCUGAACGAACAAUACAUGGUGGCUUCCACAACUGCGGCCAUGAGCCCAGAAUCGCCCAGCGCUGCCUUGACGAACCGUGUUGUCAAAUGUCUCUCCCUUUACGGCCCAAUGUAUCGCACUUUUGGCGAGAACCUCAUCCUGCUCCUGAAUCGCGAAACCGAGACAUCGUUGCAGCUGCUCAUCCUGAAGCUGCUCUACCUGCUCUUCACCACCAAGGCAACGUAUGAAUACUUCUACACAAAUGAUCUACGUGUUCUGCUCGACGUCAUUAUCCGGAAUCUCCUCGACCUUCCAAACGAAUAUCUGUCACUGCGGCACACCUAUCUGCGCGUGCUGUAUCCGCUGCUGGCACAUACGCAGCUCAGUCAGCCACCGCAUUACAAGAGGGAUGAGAUCAUCAAGGUCCUCAACAUACUUGCCGGCACAGGAAGCUACCAUUUCGCGCCGCCGGACGAAACGACAGCAAGACUUGUCGAUCGUGUAUCCAAGGUGAAGUGGCUGGCCGAGAACGGCGCCGGCGCGGGGGAAAUUGCAAAGAAACUCUUGGGCAUUAGCCUGGCGUCCAACGAAUCGGCCAGCAAGAUGAGUGUUGUUGACGUGGCUGCCGUGUCCGAGAAACCAGGCGUCCAGACGCCCAGUCGAAAGGACGACGUGGAAGCCAACGAGAUCACAUCCUCGGAUGCCGGCUCCUCGCCGGAGGUUGAGGCACAGCCAUUUCGGAGAGACUCCAAAGCGGCACCUCCCCCUCCAACCAGGCGGCAAAGGAGGCCGCUGCCAGAACUACCCACCAAGUCUAGACAUGGCAAUCCUUUACCUGUUGCAGUCCACAUGACGACCAACGGCAACGGGACUAGUAUGCCGGCGAAAAGGCUUCCUCCAAAGGCUCCACCGCCGAGGCGGAUGAACAGGUCGAAGCUGUCAGACUCUCCGCCAACACCAACAGUUUAG
Pestalotiopsis fici W106-1 is the source of this 1548-nucleotide messenger RNA. RefSeq lists its product as uncharacterized. Gene Ontology annotation, cellular component: actin cortical patch. The transcript has 2 exons. Bases 1 to 1548 code for a protein of 515 amino acids. Gene Ontology annotation, molecular function: Arp2/3 complex binding. The record is from RefSeq and is a predicted model, not a curated record. Lineage: Eukaryota; Fungi; Ascomycota; Sordariomycetes; Amphisphaeriales; Sporocadaceae. Gene Ontology annotation, biological process: actin cortical patch assembly; actin cortical patch localization; endocytosis.